UUUGGCCCUAAUAAGCUUUCCAUGUCCCUGGAAAGAUGACGAUUCAGGACUAGCCUCUUCCCGAUAUGGUUAGAAAUGCCCUCAUCAGCCCUAGACCGGCCCUUUCCCUUCCAUCCACUUCUUCUUGACAUCCAUCCACCAUCAGAAUUAACUAAGUCCAUUCAUCCAUCUUUCAUCUUCCACCUUCCAUCUGUUCCUUAAUUUCCUCAACACUCCUUCACCAACCUUUCCUACUACCCACCAACCAUCAACUCAAAAUCAAAUUAACCCCAUCUCGAAUCUCCCGUAAUCUUUGCGCCGACCGUCCGCCUUACCCUCUACUCCAUUGGACGCAUUACGUCGCUCCUUUCCCUUCCGCUUCCGCUUCCGCUCCCGGCGCAAAAUGUAUGCCACUCGUGCUGCAUCGCGGGCAACCCCCGCCGUCAUGAGGGCCGGCAUUAGGACCUCUGGAAGGCUGCCUCGAAGUAUGCCUCGAAAUAUGCCUGCCAUUGCCAUCUUGCUUCCCUACCGUCCCUUGUCUACCGAAACUUCGACGUCAUCCAACUCGGGUGGUAACUUUCCGCCCCCUGGCUUCAACGCAAACCAAGCCAGGAAGCCCCUACCCAAAGAAGAACAACAGAAGGCUACAGAGAAAUCAACAAGCUCAGAAGUUCCCGAUGUCGCAAUCCCCCGUACGGGACCUACCGCUCUCCCGAAGACCAAAGCCGAGGAGCAGCAGACCCUAACCGAGCUUGCGGCAGAGAAGGCCAACGCCGAGAGCAAAGACGGAAAGAAGGUGGUCGCAAAGAAGGAGGAGGAGAAGGUGAAGCUCACAGUCUGGCAAAAGGUCAAGAAGGAAGCAAAUCAUUAUUGGGAUGGUACAAAACUGCUCGUAGCCGAGGUCCGGAUCAGCUCAAAGCUCGCCUUGAAGAUGGCAGCUGGUUAUGAGCUCACUCGCAGAGAGCAUCGCCAGCUCCAACGCACAGUACAGGACCUGGGCCGUCUGAUCCCUUUCUCCGUCUUUGUCAUUGUUCCUUUCGCCGAGCUGCUACUCCCAGUUGCGCUCAAGCUCUUCCCCAAUCUCCUCCCCAGCACAUAUGAGGGACAGUCCUCAAAAGACGCAAAGGCAAAGACUCUACGAGCGACAAGAAAGGAGGUCAGCACCUUCCUCCGCCAGACCCUGAAAGAGACUGGUCUGCCGGUGUCUGCAGAGAAUGCACAGCGAGAGGAGUUUUCCGAGUUCUUCCGAAAGGUUCGCACUACUGGAGAGUCACCAUCCCAAGAAGAGAUCAUCAAGGUCUGCAAGAUUUUCAAGGACGACCUGACUUUGGACAACUUGUCACGACCACAGCUCGUGGCAAUCUGCCGCUACAUGAACAUGGCUUCGUUUGGUACUGACAACUUCCUGCGCUACCAAGUUCGUGUCCGCAUGCGACAGAUCAAGCGCGAUGAUCGUGCCAUCUCGUACGAAGGUGUCGAUUCCCUGUCUGUCCCUGAGCUCCAGACCGCUUGCGCCAGCCGUGGCCUGCGAACACAUGGUGUCUCCCCCGCAAGGCUGCGUGAAGAUCUCUUGACCUGGCUUGAGCUCCGACUCAAGUUCGGCGUGCCCUCCACAUUGCUCGUGCUAUCGAACGCAUUCGUCUAUGCCCAGGGCAAAGAGUCGGAAAUGACAUCCCAGAUGGACGCUCUGCAGGCAGUUUUGUCUAGCAUUCCAGAGGAGCUGUACCACGAGGUCGAACUUGAGGUCCACACGUCCGAGGGUGCUGCUACCAACAAGCAGCGUCUUGAGGUACUCAAGGAGCAACAAGAGCUCAUCGAAGAGGAGAAUGAGCAAAACCAAGGCCAGGGCAAGAAUGCUUCUCCUAAGGAUCACGAGAACAUUGACGAAGAUGACAAGCCAAAGCGUCAAGCCAAGGAAGGGGAAAAGCAAGAGAGCAAGGAGGCUGAGGCUAGCUCUGCCGACAGUGCCACAGGUACUGGAAGUGCUGAGCGAGCUGAGCAGGACAAACGCGCCUUGGAGGGCGACAAGGCCUCUGCGAAAGAAGAGCAAAAGUCAACUUAGGGUUGUCAUGAUUGUAUAGUAUUUGUAUAGAGUGCCUAGAAUGGGCCCGGAUGUAACCCAUCAUGUAACGUUCCUUUUUUUUUUCCUUUGUUGUGUAGAUACAACCGAUGGGUAUACACAUGUAUACAUACGGCAUCAGGGGGCAUCAGGAGGCAUCAGGAGGCAUCAGGAGGCAUAAGCACCGGCUUGAAGCUGGCGUAGGAAAGAAAACAAC
Messenger RNA from Aaosphaeria arxii CBS 175.79, 2255 nucleotides. Its product is annotated as LETM1-domain-containing protein. Gene Ontology annotation, cellular component: mitochondrial inner membrane. The record is from RefSeq and is a predicted model, not a curated record. Lineage: Eukaryota; Fungi; Ascomycota; Dothideomycetes; Pleosporales. The coding region runs from base 383 to 2041 and encodes 552 amino acids. The transcript is spliced from 3 exons. Gene Ontology annotation, biological process: intracellular monoatomic cation homeostasis. Gene Ontology annotation, molecular function: ribosome binding.